This is a messenger RNA of Coccinella septempunctata (seven-spotted ladybird), 633 nucleotides long. RefSeq names its product dehydrodolichyl diphosphate synthase complex subunit DHDDS-like. The record is from RefSeq and is a predicted model, not a curated record. The transcript has a single exon. Gene Ontology annotation, cellular component: endoplasmic reticulum; dehydrodolichyl diphosphate synthase complex. Gene Ontology annotation, molecular function: ditrans,polycis-polyprenyl diphosphate synthase [(2E,6E)-farnesyl diphosphate specific] activity. Gene Ontology annotation, biological process: polyprenol biosynthetic process. Bases 1 to 633 code for a protein of 210 amino acids. Lineage: Eukaryota; Metazoa; Arthropoda; Insecta; Coleoptera; Coccinellidae.
AUGGGGGGAAUCAUUGGCCACGUGCGAGGCUCAUCAAAAGUCAUCCCAGCCCUUAGAUUCUGCAAACAUUUAGGCAUCGAAGAGAUCACCCUCUACACCUUCAGCAUCGAAAACUUCAGAAGGACGGAAGAGGAGGUUCGUCACUUAUUGAAUUUGAUAAAGGAUAACCUCUUGGAGCACAUACACGAUCCCAGCACUCUGGUAGAGCUGGAUAUAUGUUUGAGAGUCGUUGGGGACCUGAAGUUACUCGAUGAGGAUUUUCGUGAAGUUGUUCGUCAGAUUAUGGAUAUGACCAAAGGUAACAGUUUUCGCGUGAACUUGGCAAUCGCCUAUACCAGCAGGGAAGAAUUGACCUCUGCCAUCAAGGAUGCGGUUGAGAAGUCCUCUACGGAUGGUGAAAGACCGGAGGAAGAUCUAUCGAGGAACUUAUACGUCGGCAGGGACGUUGAUAUGGUCAUCAGGACUUCCGGAGAAGUGCGUUUGAGUGAUUUCUUAUUGUGGCAAAGCACGAGCUCUAUGUUGUGCUUCACCGACGUUUUGUGGCCUGAUUUUUCAGCCUGGAAUUUGAUCGUUCUGUUGCUUCGAUAUCAAAAAUAUAUGUUGAAUUAUAACAAGAUUAAACCUUGGCUAUAG